Molecule: messenger RNA, 1440 nt
Organism: Quercus lobata
Lineage: Eukaryota; Viridiplantae; Streptophyta; Magnoliopsida; Fagales; Fagaceae
Product: short-chain dehydrogenase TIC 32, chloroplastic-like
Exons: 8
Coding region: 224-1216 (330 amino acids)
Source: RefSeq, a predicted model, not a curated record
AUGAAUUAAAUCACUGACUCUACCUACAACCCGCUAAAAUUGCUUAUUUAUUCUCAUGCAUUUGCUUCCCCUUUCUCUGCCCAUACAUGGCUUUGUCUUUAAUUUCCCAACCGUCUGAAAAACUUUAUAUAAAGAUCUCUCUCUCUCUCUCUCUCUCUCUCAUAUAUAAGCAUAUAUUGUUUAGAGGCCCUUGUUUGUGAGCUUCUUUGCGUUAUUCAAGGAAAUGAGCAUCUUCUCAUUGAUUACAGGGAGGCCAGGCCCAAGUGGGUUUGGCUCAGCUUCGACUGCUGAACAAGUUACUGAAGGGAUUGAUGCCAGUAAUCUCACUGCUAUUGUUACUGGAGGAGCGAGUGGAAUUGGCUUGGAGACUGUGAGAGUGUUGGCUCUCCGGAAAGCUCAUGUCAUCAUUGCUGCAAGGAACAUGGAAGCUGCAAAUGCAGCAAAACAGCUUAUUCUUAAAGACAACGAAACUGCGCGUGUGGAUGUCCUAAAGCUCGACCUGAGCUCCAUGAAGUCUGUUAGAGCAUUUGUUGACGACUUCAAUGCUCUUGACGUUCCCCUUAACAUCUUGAUAAACAAUGCCGGUGUCAUGUUCUGCCCCUUCCAGCUUUCAAAAGAUGGAAUAGAGAUGCAAUUUGCUACAAAUCAUAUAGGUUAUAUCUCACUUCACUUCUCAGGUCAUUUCCUCUUAACGAAUCUUCUUCUUGAGAAAAUGAAGAACACAGCAAGAUCAACCGGCAUCGAGGGCAGGAUUGUGAACUUGUCAUCAAUAGCCCACAACUACACUUACGAACAUGGGAUCCGAUUUGAUCAGAUCAAUGAUGAAAGUGGUUAUUCUGACAAAAGGGCGUAUGGACAAUCCAAAUUAGCAAACAUAUUACAUGCGAAUGAACUCUCUCGUUGUUUCCAGGAAGAAGGUAUAAACAUUACUGUGAAUUCAGUCCAUCCGGGAUUGAUAAUGACUCCUCUCAUGAGAUAUUCUGAACUUCUGAUGAGAGUUCUACGGGUGUUCACCUUUUAUCUAUGGAAGAACGUACCUCAGGGAGCAUCCACGACUUGCUACGUCGCACUCCACCCAAAUCUGAAAGGUGUUACUGGAAAGUACCAUCUGGACUGCAAUGAGUUGGAACCAAGUGCGUUUGCAAGAGAUACAGUGUUGGCUAAAAAGCUCUGGGACUUCAGCAACAAGUUGGUUUCUUCAGCUGCAAAACCUUGAAAAUAUAUAGCUGCUCUGCUUGUUUGGUAAUAUAUUAAUAUAUCUCUCUUGUCAACAAGUAUAUGACAAGGCAGUCCCAGUUUUUGUUUUUUGUUUUUUUUUUUUUAAUAUAUAUUGUUAUUUUGGUAUGGGUGAAAGAUAUACCCAAAUAUUUGUACUUCGUUCUUAAGAAUUUCAUGCCACUGGCUAAAUUGUUAUACUUAUCUAAAUCUCUUAUUUAAGAA